AUGAAUGAUUAUCAUUCACAGGUUUUACCCCGCUCGUUGACUCCAAUGCUCGAGCGAGCACUGGCUUCGUUCCCGGUGGUAGUGCUCACCGGCGCCCCCCAGACCGGCAAGAGCACACUGGUGCAGAUCCUGGGAGAGGCCACCGAGCGGCCCUACCUGACGCUCGACAACGUGGAUCUGUUGGAGCGGGCCAAGGACGACCCCGACGCAUUGGUACGGUCGACCGAGCGAUUGACCCUCGACGAGGUGCAGCGGGUCCCCGAACUUCUCCUGGCGGUCAAGCGAGCGGUCGAUCAGGAUCGACGGCCCGGCCGCUUCAUCUUGACUGGCCCGUCAGACUUCCUCCUGAUGCGCAGGAUCUCGGAGAGUCUUGCGGGACGUGCCGUCUAUUUGAAUCUCUGGCCGCUCAGUCGUCGCGAGCUGCUCGGCGAGGGUGCCGCCGGUUCUUGGCAGGUCCUUUUCGAGUCCGCAGACCAGAGCUGGCCGGCAUUCUUAGCCGAAAGACCCGCUGAGACCACGGCCUGGCAGGAGCUUGCAAUCCGCGGCGGGUACCCAGAACCGGCCUACAAGCUGCAAGAUCCCGAAGUUCGAGCCCUGUGGUUCGCGGGUUACACCCGGACCUAUCUAGAGCGCGAUCUCCAAGAACUUUCUUCGGUAAGCUCGUUGGCCGAUUUCCGACGUCUCAUGCGAGCAGUUUGCUUGCGGCUGGGAAACCUGGUCAAUCAGACCGAGCUUGGCCGAGACGUGGGACUUUCACAGCCAACCGUGCACCGGCACCUGGGCCUCUUGGAAGCUUCUUACCAGCUGGUGCGGAUACCAGCCUACAGCGUCAACCGCACCAAAAGGCUGAUCAAGAGCCCCAAGCACUAUUGGUGCGACAGCGGCCUGGCCAUGCAUCUGGCAGGCGAGACAGAACCGCGCGGUGCCCAUCUGGAGAAUCUGGUCUUGCAGGACCUCUUGACCUGGCGCGAAACUCAGAUCGAACGCCCCGAGCUGCUUUACUGGCGCACCACGGUAGGCGAAGAAGUCGACUUCGUGAUCGAGUGGCAAGGAAUGCUACUACCGAUCGAAGUCAAGGCCACCACCAAGCCCCGUCCACGAGACUGGCGCGGGCUGCGCGCCUUCAAGGCCGAGUACGGCGAUCAAUCACGCGCAGGUCUGCUGCUCCAUACCGGCCAAGAACUCGGCUGGCUGGCCGAGGGCAUCCUGGGCGUGCCGUGGUGGCGUUUGAUCUGA
Messenger RNA from Nerophis lumbriciformis (worm pipefish), 1236 nucleotides. The record is from RefSeq and is a predicted model, not a curated record. Lineage: Eukaryota; Metazoa; Chordata; Actinopteri; Syngnathiformes; Syngnathidae.